Metopolophium dirhodum (rose-grain aphid) is the source of this 3879-nucleotide messenger RNA. Its product is annotated as FHIP family protein AGAP011705. The record is from RefSeq and is a predicted model, not a curated record. The transcript is spliced from 14 exons. The coding region runs from base 251 to 2557 and encodes 768 amino acids. NCBI's taxonomy places the organism in Eukaryota, Metazoa, Arthropoda, Insecta, Hemiptera, Aphididae.
CAUGUUAACAAUGUUAACAUUAUGUUAAUUAAUCUUUAUUAAAUGUUCCUAAACAUAAUUUUAUUUAAUUGAUGCUGUUCGGUAUUUAUGAUUGUGAUCUGAGUAUACCUUCUGUGUUUAAAUAAAAGUUUUUUGUCAACCAUACUUUUUAGUUUUUUUUUCUUAUAUUAUUUAUUAAUCGUUGAUUUAGUUUAUGUGCAUAUAACUGUAGUGUAUUCUUUAAAUAUUACAUACAUAUGAUGCUUAUAAUAUGAGUUGGUUCAAGCGAAAUAAAGGAGUUGAAAAAACUGACGAUCUUGAUUUGUCAGCGUGUUUUGAUAGCUUUAACAAACAUUGGCAACAAACCUUUGAAAUUAUUGAUAGAUUUCAAACUUCAAAAGGCGUUAUUAAGUAUGAUGAUAUUGUAGCUGUUAUAAAUCAUUUAAAUCAAUUAAUAAAGCUAUUGUUACUUGAUGUACAAUCAGCCAAAUCAACAAAUCAAUCACGGUGUCUUGAAUACUUUUUGAGAAACCAAUUACUAGAAAAAUUAUACUCAUGGAGCUUAAAAACAGACAAGUUCAAAAACUAUUUAAAAUUGGAACAAUUAAAAGUUUAUGGAGUUCUUUUGUCAAAACUUCGAGGACAUCAGUUACUUUCUAAUGAUUCUAUAUUAAAUCCUUUAAUACUUAUAUUAAACUCAUAUGAUGGUGAUUGCUUAUCUGUAGAAAUUGAAAAACACUUAGUUACAGUUUUAAGACAAUUUUGUGUUGUGCUUUCUCAUCAACCAAGUAUAUUGUGCAAUGUCUUGAAAGAUAACACUAAAAAUUCAAAAUGUGUUAUAUUGUCAUUAUUGAUGGCAUUCAUACACCGUGAUGGAUCAAUUGGCGAAGAGGCGCGUGAUGCCUUAUUAAUAUUUGUGUCAUUAUCUCGUCAAAAUGAUACACUAGCUGAUAUCAUAACAUCUAGAUCGAAUGUGAGUCCUGUAUUGGCAACUGGUUUAAGUGGUCUGUAUUCAGUGUUGCCACGAAAAUUAGAUUUUGAAAAUGAUUGCUACCGACUGAGCCCAAAAAAUAUUGAAGAUGUACCAGAACUAAAUAAUUUCUUAGCUUCAGUAGAACUGUGUAAUGCUGUUGCUAAAAUAUGUCACAAAUCUGUAUAUGAUCAACUUUUAGAUUACUUAUACCAUGGGUUCCUUCUACCCGUUGUCGGACCAGCAUUAAUGCAGGACUUUGAAAAUAAUUGCGGUAUCAAUGCACAUUUAUCGCGGGUGGCAGAAGAGGAAGUAGCUACAGCAACAGUAUACUUAGAUUUACUACUUCGUAGUGUCACUCAUCCAGGACUUCUACAAACAUUUGUGAAAUUUGUGCUGUGUGAAAGAUUUGAAAAAAUAAAAAUUAUUGAAUUGCUCGUCAAUCGAAUUAAUAACAAAUCUUUUAAGGUUUGUAUUGCUACACUUGCAUUGAUGGAAACAAUUUUAGACUUAAACUGUGAGGAUGUCAUGUUAGAACUAGUAUUCAAGUAUUUAGUGCCUUGCACGCACAUAAUGCUUAGCCAACGUUCACGUAUUAAACAAGUAGAUUCAUAUUGUAAAUCAGCUGACAUAUUUUUGUCCUUAAUACCAGAUGUCUUCAAACAUAGGAAUGUUAAUUCUCAAACUUUAUUCUCUGAAUAUCAAUGUUACUUGAAUUGUGCACGAAUUAAGAUAGCUGAAUGUGCUAUAGAAACUAAACAUUGGACAUACCUAUAUGAUGGAGAAAAUCCAUCUCACGUAAUAGUUGAAACAAAAACAAAUGAAGUGGAGAAUGAUCAAAACAGCAUAUUAUCAGCUGAUGAUAGUUCAAGUGGAUAUGAAAGUUUUAAAGCCAUGAAAGACAUUGACAAAAUGCUUGGAACUGAUGAUAGUAGGCCUGCUGAUGAAAUUUUGUCAAACACUUCUUCGCCGUGUGGAAGUGAUUCGCCAACGUGCUUCAUAAGACAGUCAACAUUCAAGACAAAAGAACCACUUACGCAAUACCCUUGUUUGGGUCCAUUUCUCGAGGCGCUAUUUUCAAAUCUAGAAAAUUUGCCCAAACAAGAUUUUCGGAUAAACUUACAUCUGACUGCUGUUAUGACUCGUCUGUCCAUGUACAACAAACCUUUAAUUCAAUCAUUGUUACUGAAUCAUUCAAUGAUUUUUCAGCCAUGUAUACGUUCUCUGUUCCAAAUAUUGCGCUCUUUAAAACAGACUAUAGAAACAAAAUUAUGCAGUCGUGAGGAAAAAGUUAUAAAAGCCGAAGCAUUUUUAAUUGAACGAGAAAAUAAGCUCUGCAACACUCAAUGCAGUCGUUCAGCUGGUGAGAAAAUUCCCGAACCAUUUCCUAGAGGUGAAUCCAAACGGCGCAGCAUAUCAGUAGCAUUUGGAGAAAUGUUCAGAAGAAAUUCUGGGAACAAGGAAGCCAUAUUAGAAUCCACAAGCAACGGUUACAGGUAUUACAAAGAAAAUGAAACCGAGUCAUUAGACUUGCCAAUAAACGCAAUAAUUCUGGCAGAAUGGUUGAAGGAACUGUCGGCCAUUUGUCAAGAACACACAAUUAGCUAGUUAGUGUACAUAAAUAUAGGUACAUAAAGAACUAUAAUAUUAUUAUUAAUGUUACUCAUAUUAUUAUUAGUGCAUACUGCAUAGAUAUAUUUUUUUACUGUGAACUUAAAAGUUUUAACCCUUUUAAUGUUAUUAAAUUGUUGACUCAAUUGUUUUGCUCAAGCCUAUCGUUUUAAUUAAUAGUACUGUGAAUUAUUUUUACUCAUUUUUAUUGUUAGUUGAAACUUGAAUUAAAUAUUAUGAUAUAAUAAUAUCAUGUGAAAUUAAGGAAAAUAUUCCGUCCAUAUUUAAAAUUGCUAUUAUGCGAGAACCAACAACUUAUGUCACGCAUUUACAUCGCAACAGACUGCUGUACUUAAAACUGGUAGUGCGUACAAAUUUGAUCUUCCGAUUAAAAUAACAAUGUUUAUUUAAAAAAUGUUUGGUUCAUGUUUUCAUUAUGUUUUUUUUUUAAUUUUAACAUAAUUUAAUAUAUUUAAAUUUGUAUUUUUAUUCAAGUCCAAAAUUAAUAAUCAUACACUUUAGAACGCACAAAAUAAUAUGCCGUCUUCCGCCAUAGUUAAGAGUAACUCAUAGAUCUUAUAGACAUUUAUAUAUAUUAUACGUUUUUGUUAAACAUUUAAACCUUAAUCUCCCGCUUAAUUUACUUUUAACAAAACUAAAAUGUUAUUAAUUAUUAACAUUACAUGUUUAUCGAUAUCAAUGUAAUUUAUAGUACAAAACACUUCUACAACAACUCAUACUAACAAAUACGAUAAUGUGAUUAUAUUUUAUGUAAGGUUAAACCGUUUUGUGUCUUUUUUUUAAAAAGUAUCAUAUGUAUAAACUGAAAAAUCAAUUCUUUGUAUUAAGUUUUGGCAUCCGAGAUCUGACGAUGAUUUUUUUUGUAAAAGUAUUUGUAACAAUUUAUAUUUUAUUAACACAAUGUUAAUAAUGGACAUUUCUAUUGUAGCUUCCUAUCAGAUAAUAAUUUGUUAUUUUGUGUUUAUUGUUAGUUACCCGCUCUAGCUAUGUUACUGUUGUUAAUAUUAUGUUGUUUUUACAUAGUUUUUCAAGUUAAUAUAUUUGUAAUACUCAAGACUAUAUUAUUGUCUUUGUUCUGUUCAAAUAUUACAAUUAUUUUAUACAAUAAUAUGUAAUUUUGUUGUUAUUAUAAUAGUUAAAAUUAUUAUAUUUUUUUUACCUAUGAUCUUGCCAUUUAGUUUCUAUAGUAGAGAAGAAUAUAAUGUAAUAUGUUGUGUAUUUGUGUGUAGAUAAUAUUUAACUAAUACAUGAUAUAUUUUAUUUCUGUUUUAUUUGUCUAAUUAUAUAUAUAUAAUAUA